Molecule: messenger RNA, 2784 nt
Organism: Esox lucius (northern pike)
Lineage: Eukaryota; Metazoa; Chordata; Actinopteri; Esociformes; Esocidae
Gene: haus5
Product: HAUS augmin-like complex, subunit 5
Exons: 19
Coding region: 462-2432 (656 amino acids)
Biological process (GO): spindle assembly; centrosome cycle
Cellular component (GO): centrosome; HAUS complex
Source: RefSeq, a predicted model, not a curated record
CUUGACCUUGUAGAAGAUUGGGUUUAGACAAGCAGCUUAUGUUAUAUCAUUUCCUUUUAUUGUAGGGUUUGGACAGGCAAGCCAAAUGUGAUUCCUUUUUCUUUAUAAAAAAUGAUAUUUUUAUAGAAAUACAUGAUCAAAUCUUAAAUAUAUGUUGUUAGGUUGACACUGACGGUCAUGUUAGAGGUUGUAGUUUUUCCUUUUCGGAAACGACAUCAUACGUCACCUGAUGAGUCUUUGCUCCCAACAGAGCGGGAAGUUUAACGAGCAGAAAAAUCAUAACAAACGACCAAUUGCACAAGUAAGACAACUGACGUUUAUGAUCUGAUAUAGUUAAAAACAUUUUCUAUUAGACUUACAGACCUGACAAACUUACAUGUAUUAGCUGUUAUUCGUUCUUUGCUAAUACAAGAGUCUACCCGGAUACAGCUAACGUUGACUCGGUUUAUUCGGGUAGGAGGAUGGGGGACAGGGCCCUGCUGCGGGAACUGAAGCGUUGGGCGACUGAGGAAUUUAAUCUACCUGCCCAAAGUCUCCCGAACGACAACUACUUUAAAACGUUAUGUGUUGGGCCAGGUGCCUCCAUCUGGAGAUAUGUUAUAGAACAUAUUUUCAAUCAGAGGAAUGUAAGGGUUAUGCGUGGAAAUCUCCAAUGGUACAAAGUACUGGAAAAUAAGAAGUUGAAUCAGGUCACGGGGCAGAGUGAAGAUGCAAGGCGACUGGAGCUUCAGGAGCAGAUAGAGGAGCUGAGAGCAGAACUAAACCACCUUGACUCUCAAAUCAAGGGAACUGAAGCACAGCUAGCUACUGAGGAGGAGUCCAUUAACCGGAGCUGGGAGAUGGUGGAGGAGAAUGAACGCCGAAAGCUGCUUUUACAAGCUUUUAAACAACACUGCCUGAAGGAACGCCACUCUCUAUCAGAGGACACUUGCAAAAUUAUUGGCCAUUCCCAGGCCUUGGAACAGCUGUCUAGGAAGGAAGAGAUGGAGUUGGUGUUUAAAAAGGAAACCUCAAAUAGCAGCAGAGAGGAUCUCAACCCAAUUGGAGCAGAGCCUAUGGUUCUGCGCAAUGUCAGAGAGCUGUGUGACGAAAGACUGCUCUUCUUCCAGUCUUUACAAGAGACUGAGCUAAGGAUGACAUCAUCCACCGCUACACCCUUGAAUCGUGAACAGAGACAAACGGUGUAUCAGCAUUGGUUAAGUGCUGUGGAGGACCUGUUGCAACGCCAUCCUCCAAACCAAGUGCUGUCAGCUUUGCAGUACCUGGCCUCGGGGCAGGAAAUGGCGUUGGAGGAGAAGCUCUCUUCUUUGGAUGUGACUCGCGAUGUAACGGCAUUAAGGUUCCGCUGUGAGAGCAAUCGCCUGCUGGACAUCUCCAAACAGGAGGAAGAGCUGCCGCCCGUUAAGAAUCUUCUACAGUCAGCCUGGGAAGAGGUGGAGCAGAGUCUGGUGGACCUGGCUCAGACACGCUCACGAACUCGGCAGCUCAAGGACCAGCUUCAGGCCAAACAGGAAGAGGCAAAGGUGGAGCUGCUUGGUAGGGAAUCUCCGAUUGAAGGCCUGGCACAGUCAGUGUUGGAGCUGGAGAUAAGGUGUGUGAUCGAGGCAGCAGAGAGAGACUGCCUGCGGGACCAGUGUGUUCAAAUGGAGCAGCAGGCCAGGGACCGACAGGAGGGCCUGCGCAACCUGCGGAGACAAUGGCAAAGCAUCAUGGAAUUUAGACGGCUUGUGGACAUGAGGCAGGAACAAAUAAGAGGUCUCAUCAAGGGAAACUCGACAGCUAAGACUGAACUGACUCGCACACACAAGGAGAUUAGAGAGUUUGUUCAGGAAAAACUCUGCCCCCAGUUUGGCAAUGUUCUUUCAGCAGCCAAUGGCCUUCGCAACUCUGUGUCCCAGGAGGCCAAACAGUUUGGAAACGUGUCACUAGUGACACUUGACCGCAGGAUUGUUGAAGGCAAGCAGAGAAUUCCAGCGGCAUGGUUGUCUAUCCAUCGCCUACAUUCCUCGCCAUUCCAUAACCUCUGUCAAAGUCUGGAUUUCCCAGUGUACAAGGCCCCUGAGAAACUGUACUCACAAGCUCUUUCCCAGCAUUUGGAUCUUCGUUUUUUGCGUCGUUUGCUGCAGUUGCACUCCUCCUCUUUAGCAAAUACAGAAAAGCAGAGAGAACUACUACCUGCACCUGAUCAACAAGCCCUCCUGCAGCGUGUCCUGGAGGAAGACCAGGAGAUGCUUCAGUCUUUGUUGCCCAGGGUUCGGGAGCUCACCCAGAGAUGCUCAAAGGGCCUUUCCUAUGGGAACCAGGUUAAGACUGGCAUUUGUCAUUGGUGGGAUCAGCCUGCUCAGUUUGUUCUGCCUGAAAAGCGUAUAGGGGGACUAACUUUUCAACAAUGGUUACAAAGGUGGAAAUUUGCAGCCAGUGGGCUUCCUUGAAAAUACAGAAGACUGAAGUGCAAAGCUUUUUGUACCCAGAUUGAUUUUAGAUCUAUUCAUUUGAAGAUGUUUCUUUAUAUUAGUUCUAAAACUGCAGGACUCCCACUAACAUUAAUUUACAAUAUUGUUUGUUUCCACACACAAUGCUAUUCAAUGUGUGCCAAGUAAUUUGCUUUUGUCUUUAUGCCAUUAAAUUAACUUUUCCUGCACGUUUGUCGGAAUGAGCUUAAUGGUUAACAUCAACCAAGACAGUUUUAUUAGCAGUUACCCCCAAUCAUCAAAACAUAGACAUGCUUUUUUUUGUUUUUUGUUAGAGCAAUAUAUUCUAAAUAAAUGUCAUUCCAUAAAUAAG